This is a messenger RNA of Magallana angulata, 2755 nucleotides long. RefSeq names its product calcium uptake protein 1, mitochondrial-like. NCBI's taxonomy places the organism in Eukaryota, Metazoa, Mollusca, Bivalvia, Ostreida, Ostreidae. Gene Ontology annotation, cellular component: uniplex complex. The coding region runs from base 146 to 1774 and encodes 542 amino acids. The record is from RefSeq and is a predicted model, not a curated record. Gene Ontology annotation, biological process: mitochondrial calcium ion homeostasis; calcium import into the mitochondrion. The transcript is spliced from 15 exons. Gene Ontology annotation, molecular function: calcium ion binding.
UUUAUUUUUAAGAUUAACUUUGACAUUGAUCAUGAAAACAGAAGAGAGACAGUGUAGAAUUUGAGGAGAAAUUGGGCUUUGAGCCAUAUUCACAGCAUUUCUUAUGCAUUUAACAGAUCAGUAAAAAUAAAUCCAGUCCUUGAAGAUGUUCAGAGCAACCAAAAUUUCGAGUGCUGCAGGGAUAAGCAGGACUUUGAUCCCAUCCUGUAGAGUCUCCCAGCCAAUCAUGUGCAGGCAAAGUAUACAAAGGAGACCAUGUCCGUCCAAGAUCAGUGCUCCCCCUCCCUUACCAAUCCUGUGUCUACAGCCAGCUCGGUUUUACAAGACCAGUCCCAGACUGUUUAUCAGGAGAGGGGCAGGAUAUUCGGGGCUCCCCAAAACACUUCAAACUAAUUACAAGACAUCUGCUUACUUAGUUGUGAUGUGUAUGAUCAUGUUGGGAUCGGGUUUGACAAUCUUUUUUGACUUUGGGCCAUUUGAUUCUGGUGAUGACAAGAGUGUGAAAGCUGAGGAGCCUGAAGCGGUAAAGGGAACCGAGGAGGAGUCUGAGGAAAGUGAGGAAAAUAAGGUCCAGAAAAAGAAAAUUGGCUUCAGGGAAAAGAGAAUCAUAGAAUACGAGAACAGAAUCCGGGCCUAUUCUACGCCUGACAAGAUUUUCCGCUAUUUUGCCACGUUGAAAGUUCAUAGCGGUGACGAGAAAGGUUCUGGUUCAUGGGAGGUGUACAUGACUCCCGAGGACUUUGUUCGCUCCAUCACUCCGGGGAUGAAGCAACCAGAGGGUCUUGACUUGGACAAGUUUAUUAAGUUUGACCCCCAGACGGGAGAUUUUAAGCAAAUCUUGAAGAAAAAAAUCUUAACUGUCCCACGGCUGUGUCGGCUUAAGGUGAAUAGCAAAGUGGAAUGGAACCUGGGAGAAGACAGCAUCUUCUACCAGAUGGGAGAGAGUGGACUCAUCUCAUUCUCCGAUUAUAUCUUCCUGUUGACAGUCCUGUCAACACCACCAAGGAAUUUCCAGAUCGCGUUUAAGAUGUUUGACUUCAAUGGAGAUGGGGAAGUGGACAUUGAAGAGUUUGAAAAGGUUAAUGCAAUCAUUAGGAACCAGACCAGUAUCGGGAAACGUCACAAGGAUCAUAGUACAACAGGAAGUGUCAAUAAGGGUGUUGGCUCUGCCCUUCUGACCUUCUUUUUCGGCCCCGAUGGUAAAAAGAAACUGACUGUCAAAGAAUUCCUCACAUUCCAACAGAGACUACAGAAUGAAGUCCUACGCAUUGAGUUUGAUCGAUAUGAUCCACUAUAUGAAGAAAAGGGGAAAAUCUCAGAGAAGGAUUUUGGUCGAAUUCUCCUAACAUACGCAGGAUAUCCAGACCAGAAGAAAUCUCGCAUGUUGAAGAGGGUCAAGAAGAAGUACAAGGAAGAUCCAAAGGGUAUAACUUUUGAUGAGUACCUGAACUUCUGGAUGUUCCUAAAGAGCAUUAAUGAUGUGGACACUGCCCUUAGUUUUUACCACCUUGCGGGUGUCUCAAUUGAUGAAGAGACUCUGAAGCAUGUAGCAGCCACAGUGGCAGGGGUGAAGCUCUCGGACCAUGUAGUGGAACUGGUUUUCACUUUGUUUGACGAAAACGCGGAUGGACAGCUAAGCAACAAGGAGUUUGUGUCUGUGAUGAAACAGAGAGUUAUGCGUGGACUAGAAAAACCUAAGGACACUGGCUUUAUAAAACUCAUCAAUUCUGUUUUUAAAUGUGCAAAGAACACCACCACUGCCUUCCUUGACUGAAGAGCUGCUAAGAAGGGGAGAUAAUUCUCAAUGACAGAAGGGAAACUGAAUUCUGUUUUCAUUUUCUUGGAAUUCUUUCCUACCCUGUCGGAUUACAAAUCUACAAUGGAAAUGUUGAGUUUUUAUGCAGAUCUUGGCCUCUAGCUGAGUCUGUGUAUCCGUAAACCAUGAGGGCAUUUUCCUCUUUGUGAUAAGACUGUACAGUUCCAAUUGUGAUGUCCAUAUCUUUGUUCAAUAUUCUUCUUUGUGUGUGAUUCCAUUCCUACAAAUGAUACACACCUGGUCUUUUGUUUUCUGAAUUUUUAUAGAUGAGUAGAAUUUAAACAUUAAUUUCUUAUUUAUUGUGAGACUGAGCUGAUAACAGUUGUCUUUGUUGGUCAUGUACACAUGCUACUUUUGUAUAAGUGUGACAUUACAAUUUUGUACUUGUUUGCAUUCACAUAUUACAUGUAUGAUCUGUUUUUCCUUAUCCUUUUAAAUAAAGAAGUAGUAUUAGGAGUGUAGAUUUAGUGUACCUUUAGUUUGAUUAUAAGAAUAAGUUCUUCUAGAUUUUUUUUUUACAUGUAUAACUCUUGUUAAUUUUUAUGCAGCUUUACAUGUUAAUUGUCUAUGAAAUGAUGAUACCUUUUUAAAUAUAGAGUAUCCUUUUCUCAUUUGAUUGCAAAUUUUCAAGUAUAAAGUUCUAUAGCUAUCUCUAUUAUGGGAGAAAUCAGUUGUAAAUGUGCUAGCUCUUGUAGUGGUCAAGGAUUGAUAUGAGCAAGAAUGGAUUGUUAUAAAAAUUGUUAUAAAAUUUUCAAAUAUAAAAUAUCUAUAUUUAUUUAAAAUAUAAAACAUAUACUGUAGUUUAUAAUAAGUGCAGUUUAUAUCUUUGUUUUCCUAUAGAAUAGAGGUGUAGUGUAUAUUAUUGGAACUGAAUUCUUCAACUACAUUACUCCUUGGUCAACUGUUUUUUAUAUUUGAGGAAUAAAUAAUAUGAGACUC